Molecule: messenger RNA, 856 nt
Organism: Teleopsis dalmanni
Lineage: Eukaryota; Metazoa; Arthropoda; Insecta; Diptera; Diopsidae
Gene: drm
Product: protein drumstick
Exons: 2
Coding region: 380-625 (81 amino acids)
Biological process (GO): embryo development; embryonic hindgut morphogenesis; regulation of transcription by RNA polymerase II
Cellular component (GO): nucleus
Molecular function (GO): DNA-binding transcription factor activity, RNA polymerase II-specific; RNA polymerase II transcription regulatory region sequence-specific DNA binding
Source: RefSeq, a predicted model, not a curated record
CAGUGCUACCAUUUAAAUUGACACCUACUUAGAACAACACACGUAGAAAAGUUCGCUAUAAAAAAUAUAAUAAAUCAGUAAUAAAUCCAAAUAAAUGCUUUAAGAAAAAAGCAGUGAAAAGCAUUGAGUAUCUUAUCGCUUGAUUUCUCGAAAGCCCAAAACAAGUACAUUCAAAUCGGUGGCUCGGAGGCUAGUAGCGGGAAUAGGACGAUAACCGAAAGAACGAACUCUCUAUAUAUGUACAUUCGUUGGUGUUUUUCGAUAAAAUUCUCUCUAUUUGAAAGCUACUGAGCUGGAACGUUUAGAUAGAUAGAUACACACACCUAUAAGUAAUACGUACGUGAAGCAAUCAGAAUUUUAUUUGGUAAAACACAUCAAAAUGUUUGCUGUUAUGAGAAUCGACAACGACGACUGCCGGUCGGACUUCCGCCGCAAAAUGCGUCCGAAGUGUGAGUUCAUAUGUAAAUUCUGUCAAAGACGCUUUACGAAACCAUAUAACUUGAUGAUACAUGAGCGUACACAUAAAUCACCAGAAAUAACGUAUGCUUGCGAGGUCUGCGGUAAAUACUUUAAACAACGCGACAAUUUACGCCAACAUAGGUGUAGUCAGUGUGUUUGGCGAUAAGCAUCUGUUAUAUAUAAUUAACGAAAUUAAAUCUUUACUAUACUAUUUACUAGUUUGUACAUUUUCCUAUUCACUGAAGUGGCACAAAACGACAGCAUAUAUACAUAUUUAUCCGGUUUCGCUGUGAUUGAGAAAAGAAAGCGGUAAAAAAUUAAAACAAAAAAACAAAAACAAAAACAAAAAAAUUAAAAUUAAAAUAAAAAAAAACAACAACAAAAAUGUACCAGUACC